AUGGUUUUCUCAAGUCGCACUAACUUUGUGAUUCUACAAUCCGGCCCAUUAAAUCACAAUUUAGUCGAACCACCGUUCUUUACUGUUAUACUUCGGGCACUAUCAGUCCUACAUUUCCUAUCUUUCUUUUUCGGAUUUCUCAACUCAUUGUCAUUUCCAUCCUUCUUCUCGUCUUGUCAUCUCCAUUAUCCAUGCUCCAUGAAGCUCUCUAUUCUUCUACUAUUGACAACUGCAUUGGCACAUGCCGCAAAUACGACCCUCACAUGUUCAGACAUCCAUCUCAUACCGCUGGAUCAACAAUGUGCUUUCGCUCGAUAUCACUGCAGUUCGCCUGAUUUCCACAUUGGCGUAUUCAACUACGUUGACUGGCAUUACUGCUCGCCAAUUCGACAGUUACUGGUGCCCUUGGCACUCACAUCUCUUCUCAUCAGCUUUGUGUCUCUUGGCACCACUGCAUCGGACUACUUGUGUCCCAAUCUCUACUCCAUCUCCAAGUUCUUGAGCUUGUCCGAUAAUUUGGCAGGUUUAACCCUCUUAGCCGUGGGAAACGGCUCGGCUGAUGUUCUUAGCACUUACAAGGCCCUAAGUGUGGGCCUGGCCGGCUUGGCUGUCUCAGAGUUGGUGGGCGCCGCCCUUUUCAUCCUAACAAUUGUCGUGGGCUCUAUCUGCGUUGUGCACCCGUUCAAAGUGCCCAAACAGCAUUUCUUGCGGGACUCGGCCUUCUACUUGCUUGUGACGUUUAUCCUUUUUAUUGCGCUAGCAUCGGGAGGCGUGUCGAUAUUUGCUUCCGUCUCCCUCAUGUUGGUUUACGUGUUGUAUGUUCUCGUGGCCAUAUACUCGCAUUCUUGGCUUGAGACGUCGGCUCGUAAAAAAGUCCAGGCGGCACGGAUCCGGUCCAAUUACGAUCAGGAAGCUGGCUUGGAUCUAGCUUCGGAAUAUCCCGACAACUUGUCUUCUUUGCCCUCGAUAGACGUCCUAGCUGCAACAGAGGAGGAAAACAACGAAGCAUCCGAAGAAUUCGACCGGUUUUUGCUGAACUAUCCCCAUAAUCCAGCCGAGGAGAGAGUUCCCAUCCAAACAGGUUCUUAUGGCCUUCACGUUCUUCUUCGGGAGCUUGGAAAGCACUCUUCUCGUCUGGUUUCUGCUCCUUCGGCGAGCCCGAUCCGUUUGGUGGUAGACCGCCCUUUAACUGCGCCAACUAACAAAUCUGGUCCACAAGAGGAGACAGAAGAAGCAGAAAGCGAUAGGGAAAGGCAGCCGGAACCAGAAUCUGAACAACAGGAAGAACCAGAAGUAGACGAAUCCUACUUGGAGGAGAGACAUGACAACGCUGGAUCGUUUCCAUUCUUUCUCCUUCCAGCCUUCACAGCCGGAUCGUCACUCUCGACGAUAUUGCAAAUUGUGUCUUAUCCAGCGAACAUUGUGCUCAAAUUGACCACGCCAAACAGAGAAAUGGCAAUCGAGUAUGGAGAGCACAGCGCCAGUUUUUCUAACGCCUUCACUUAUCAGCCGUCUGGUCUGCAACCCGAUGAUCAAUUCUCCGACUACGACUAUCAGGCGGACACGAAAAUCUUCAAGGUGCAGUUGCCACUGGCUACCCUUUUCGUUGCCUUUCUUUACUUCUAUAGUGUGGCGUAUUUUUGGUUUUACAUGCCUGUGGCAUUGGCCUUCGCAAUUGCAUUGGGACAGGCAUUUCCUUCCGAUGUGCCUCGCUUCGAAACACAUAUGUUGCGGUAUCGGGCCAUAAACUAUGUGGGCUCUUUCGUGGGCUUUGUCCUUUCUGUGCUGUGGAUCUCUAUCUUCGCCACAGAAAUCGUGGCUGUUCUCAAAGCGUUGUCUUUGAUUUUCAGCAUGAGCGAAACCAUUUUGGGUGUUACGGUGUUUGCAUUUGGAAAUUCUAUCGGGGACUUUGUUUCGAACCUCACCAUAGCAAACAUGGGAAUGCCAGUGAUGGCGUUUGGAGCAUGUUUUGGAGGGCCUUUGCUUUCGCUCUGCUCGUUGGGUCUCAGUUCUCUUUUGAACAUGCCCGUAGAAGGGAAACUCCGUGUCGAGUUUACCACCACGCUCAAACUCAACCUUUUGGCCUUGUUUUUUACAUUGGUGUUUAUUGUGGUGGCUGUGCCAAGAAACGGAUGGAAAUUUGAUCGUGCGAUGGGUGUAUGUUUGAUUUCCAUUUGGGCCGUUGCCGUUUCGGUCAGCAUUCUUCUUGAGGUGGUGUAG
Molecule: messenger RNA, 2220 nt
Organism: Clavispora lusitaniae ATCC 42720
Lineage: Eukaryota; Fungi; Ascomycota; Pichiomycetes; Serinales; Metschnikowiaceae
Biological process (GO): intracellular calcium ion homeostasis; transmembrane transport; monoatomic cation transport
Cellular component (GO): membrane
Molecular function (GO): monoatomic cation transmembrane transporter activity
Source: RefSeq, a predicted model, not a curated record